Molecule: messenger RNA, 299 nt
Organism: Staurois parvus
Lineage: Eukaryota; Metazoa; Chordata; Amphibia; Anura; Ranidae
Source: the annotation of a GenBank genome assembly
AUUGUGCUUUGUCUCCAUCGCCAACUCUGCCAUGUGCCACUUUACAGGUCUCCUCACACUGCUGGUGUGUUGAAUUUUUGACAAUAGGGGUGCUGGCAGCUUAGGGCUCCGCCAACGCUGGCUGCCACGGGCCCCUAAUUGCUUGGGCCCUAUACCACCUCCUCAUGCUGCUGUUGCCAAGUCCCGAGUCUCUCAUGGGUCCUGUACGGCCUCCCAUUGUUCUGUCUCCAUCCGCCACACUUUGCUUGCCAUGUGCCACUUUCAGGUCUCCUCACACUGCUGGUGUGUUGAAUUUUUUG